Molecule: messenger RNA, 2370 nt
Organism: Penicillium oxalicum
Lineage: Eukaryota; Fungi; Ascomycota; Eurotiomycetes; Eurotiales; Aspergillaceae
Exons: 8
Coding region: 1-2370 (789 amino acids)
Biological process (GO): double-strand break repair via nonhomologous end joining; interstrand cross-link repair; protection from non-homologous end joining at telomere
Molecular function (GO): 5'-3' DNA exonuclease activity; damaged DNA binding
Source: RefSeq, a predicted model, not a curated record
AUGUCGACCUUCAAUGGAGUUGUGGAAGAAUUCCCUGACAUUCAGAUUGACUACUUUCGCAAGAGCGAUGAUCGAUCUCCACCACUCGCUUGCUUUCUGACCCAUGUGCACACGGAUCAUCUGCAAGGUCUGGAGUCUUUCCGAGCGCCGUUCAUCUAUUGCUCGCGCGUCACUCGCGAGGUCCUGCUCCGGCUGGAGAAGUUUCCAUCUCGCGUCAACUUCGCGAAAGGAAUUAUCGAGUCGCGCCGAGUGCACUACCAUCAUCUCACAACGCUACUGCGUCCGAUCCCGUUGAAUACCCCCACGGUGAUUGAGCUGAGCCCCGUCAAAAGUAUUCGGGUGACUCUGAUCGAUGCCAAUCACUGUCCGGGCAGUGUAAUGUUCCUGGUCGAGGGUGGUGGCAAGACAAUCUUGUACACCGGUGAUAUCAGAGCGGAGAAAUGGUGGGUUGACAGCAUCGUGCGGAACCCUUUCUUGGUCCCCUGGACGUUGGGUGGCCGGCAGCUCGAUAAAAUUUACCUCGACACGACCUACCUCGGUCCCAUCGGCCUACCGCUCGGCAAUUUUCUUCCCAAGGCUGAGGCUAUCGCGGAUUUGUUGAAGACCAUCCAGACUUAUCCGCCAGAAACCGUCUUCCAUCUCGAGGCCUGGACAUUUGGCUACGAGGAAGCAUGGCUCGCGCUUGCUGCGGCUCUCGAGACGGAGGUUCACGCUGAUCUGUAUCAGCGGUGCAUCUACCAGGUUCUGACUUGCGCAAAACUCGAUGAGGGGGCGCCUAUCGGUGGAUUCAGGCUGGGUAACGAGCUUCACCCCGGAUACCUUGUUCAGAACUAUAGCCAGGGCCGUAUCCACGUCUGUGUGCCUCCUUGCCCCACUGCCAUGAAGCCAGGCGUGGUUUCGAUUAGACCCGUGCUCAAGCGGCAGGAAGAUGAACACGACUACUCGAUUCCCGACGUGGGUGCAGGGGGUGGUGCCGGGGAUGUGCAGGUGCAGUACGUGGUUGAGCUUCCGGAGGGAUUAGAUCCCCUCGCAUUUGUGGAAGGCUGCCUCGGUCGUCUCAAUGAUCUCGGUGGUCGCUUCCAGGGAAUGACCGAAGAGGCCAGGGAUAAGAUCAAGAGCAGGCUUCUCGAGGAAAUUGGGGUCAAUAAAGGAAAGAUUACCCUCAACAAAUUCGGUGUCUUUCUUGACGAUGAGGAAGAGACACUGGCCCUCUGGGAGCUCGGCGACCUUCUUAUCGAGCGUGUCCAUGAAUACGAGACCAAGAAGCUCAAGGCCAACAUGGGGAUGAAUCCGUCAAGUGGCAUGCCCGAGCGUCGAGUCAUUCAAUUCCCUUACGCAAGACACUCAUCCUACUCGGAGCUCUGUGACUUGUUGGGGGUCUUCAUGCCACGAGCCAUCCAUGCGUGCGUGGUUGAAACGUGGGAGUCGUGGCAAAGCGACGACCUUGUUCACAAAUUCUUCGGCUUCCUGCUGGAGAAUGAGGAGCUUCGUGCUCUCCCCUUUGAAGCCCGGAGAGCCCAGAUGGCGGUGCUGCGACAGGAUUGGGCUGCGGAACAGGCUGCCGAGGAAGAAGAACGUCUGCGGAGCCACUCGAUGCCCGAUUCCCCUUUGGAGUUCCUCAGCAACUCUACCUCCUCCGACAACAGUGAAGCGACUCACGACGACAAGCCCGAGUCAGUUCAUGACAACCAGCCUCCCGUCUCUGGUAGAAACGCUUCCGAGGUUUCUCCUGCUGCGUCCCCGGUCGAAGAGAUGGACACGGACCCACGUCAGCCCGAUGAGCAUCCCGCCUGCCCGCCAAGUGCUGAAGAAAUGCUCGGGGAAAUUGAGCGGGCCCACUCUUUUCUGGAUGACCAGGAUGACGUCGACUUGGAACUGGGUCCUCUUACUCGCACCCUGGGUCUCGACGGGACAUUCGAGUCCAAGGUCCCCGAGCUCAAGGCCAAGGAGAGCAAGAGCGCGGAGGAAGAUGAGGAUGAAGAGGAUGAAGAGGAGGAGGAGGAGGAUGAUGAAGAAGCCUCUUCCGAGAACAACACUCCGCCUUUGCCCACUCGCCACGAGUCUGCUCGGGCUGCAAGACCCGCCGAGGUUGUUUCCGCUUCGUUGACUGCGGCUGGCCAGGGCAGCCAAAUGUCAGUCUCCGAGUCCCGGGCCCUGUCCCUGCCGUCGACGGGCUCGUGGCGGCUCACCCAAGAACGCCUCCAAAUGCUCAACCUCAUCCGUGGGGUGGAGGUGCCCGCUUCUCAGCGACGACACGCCCGUGUAGCGGCGUACGUUGCUGCCUGUGCGGACCACUAUGAAGAGUGGGCCGCCAUCCUUCCUACCUCGGUUCGGGGGCAUGAGGGAGAGGAGGAGGAGGAGCUGCUGUGA